AUGAAUCCUGCGGAGUCGACGAACAGACCGCCCAAAAGUGUCAAAACAGAUCACACACAGUCACCAUCAGACACAACACCUCGCAAAGGCCACGCAAGUAAAAGCAAAUACCGAUCCGCCGCCAUCAGUGCGUCCGGAAUCCACAGCGGCGAUGUCGGAAUCUUUGUCACCUCCGACAAGGGACAGGAGAGGAGAUGUUUGCAAGAGCUAUCUGAUCUGUUAGAAGAGGUCUUCGAUGAUGACUCAAGUAGUCGUCCGCCGGAGGCAGCCCUAGACAUCCAGCGAAAUAAGGAUGACGAAGGUGACAUCGAAGCCGAUAUACAUGCCGAGUUGGACUCCCUGAGAUCUGAACGAGGGCCCCAAAAUGGGCAGUCCCAGAAGUUCUCCUUGAUUAUGCUCGACAUACCAUGUGUCUCAUUUAUUCGAUUCCCCAGCAACUCCAGACUGGAUCCCGUCGAAACUGUCCGCAAAUUAUGCCUCUCGGCCUCAAGCAAGGAGGGUGCUGGACCGCGAAGUCGCUACAUCAGGAGACUCACGCCGGUGACUUUGAUUCGGAAGACCCUGAAUGACGGACUCCAAUCGCUUUGUGAUCAGGUCCUUCCCAAACACUUUUUGAUCGACGUCGACCCGGAAGACGACAAGCAAAGUUCUGGAAGCGAUGGCGAGUGUAAGCACCAACCAUACAAGUUCGCCAUCCGUCCGACUAUCCGCAACAACAACAAGAUUGACCGAGACCGUGUUAUUCGGCUGGUUGCUGACAAGGUCGCCUCCUUGGGUCAGGGGAAGCACUCUGUAGACUUGAAAGGAUAUGACAAGCUCGUCCUUGUCGAUGUGUAUCGAAACGUAGUCGGCAUGAGCGUUGUCGGGAGCGAAUAUGAGACAUUGAAGAAGUUCAAUCUGGCCGAGAUCCAUGCAAGCCACUAUGGCAAUGGCGACAAGGACUCUGCAAACGGUGAAAGCUGA
Cladophialophora psammophila CBS 110553 is the source of this 963-nucleotide messenger RNA. RefSeq lists its product as uncharacterized. Lineage: Eukaryota; Fungi; Ascomycota; Eurotiomycetes; Chaetothyriales; Herpotrichiellaceae. Gene Ontology annotation, molecular function: RNA binding. The coding region runs from base 1 to 963 and encodes 320 amino acids. Gene Ontology annotation, biological process: tRNA modification. The record is from RefSeq and is a predicted model, not a curated record. The transcript is spliced from 2 exons.